Molecule: messenger RNA, 6419 nt
Organism: Grus americana (Whooping crane)
Lineage: Eukaryota; Metazoa; Chordata; Aves; Gruiformes; Gruidae
Gene: NLK
Product: nemo like kinase
Exons: 11
Coding region: 1122-2654 (510 amino acids)
Biological process (GO): protein phosphorylation; intracellular signal transduction
Cellular component (GO): cytoplasm; nucleus
Molecular function (GO): MAP kinase activity; ATP binding
Source: RefSeq, a predicted model, not a curated record
GGCGGCGGCGGGUCGGGCGGCCGAGGCGGCGGCGGCGGCCGGGGGGCGGAGCGGCGCUGCCCGGCGGGGGCCUGAGAGCCCGCCGGCCCCCACCUCUGCCUGCCGCACGCACGCAGCGGAGACCCCCUCCCCCCACCCGGCCCCGGUCCUUCCCCGCCCCGCCGGAGGGGGGGCCGCAGCCGCCGGCGCCCCCCCCGCAGAGGCGCUGCCCGCCGCCGGCGCUGGGUCAGGCUGUCAGGGCGCCGUCGCCGCAGGCGGGGGCCGGGGCGCCGCCGCCGUCCCUCGCCGCCCCCAUCGCAUCCUCCCCCUCGCCCCUCUUUAUCCCCGGCCCCGCGCUCUUCCCUGUCAUUCAUUUGUCACUUUCCCCGCUCCCAUUUUUUUUCCCCUCGCCCCUUCUCUCCCUCGUUCCUCCGUUGUUUUCUUUUCUGCCCCGUCCCUUUCUCUUCCUCCAUCUAUUUUUAUCUUUUUUUUCGUCCCCUUCGCCCUCCCCCUCCUUAUCUUCGCCCUCGUCUCCUCACUCCUUCCGUCCCUCUUCACUUUUCCUGGGUGCUCGUGUGUGUUUCAGGCCUUCAAGGAAAAGUUGCAAACUCCCAAGUUUUUUUUGCUAUAUUUGAGGGAGCAGGUGUCGGAAAGGAGGGAGCUAUGUAGGAGGUGCCUGGGCGCUCAGGGAGCUUUCGAGGAGAUAAAUGGAGAGGAUGUGGGAAUGGAAGGGGUAGACCUGUCAGUCCUCUCAGGGUAUUCCAGGGGAGAGACUCCAAAUCCUCCUUCUGGAGGGAAGGGGGAUUGAUCGCUGUAUUUCUAUUUUUAUUUAAAAAAAAAAAAAAGUGAAGAAAAAAACCCCAAGCAACACCCAACCCAGUUGCCCAAGGAUGGAGUUUCAGUAGCCGACCACAGCUGGACUCUUGGGGGAAGAGGGUUCAUGCACUCUGGCUCACGCACACAUGAAGAGAUUCUCCAAAUUGUUUGGCUUCACCAAGAGAUAAGGCCAGUUGAGCUCAAUGUUUUUCAAGGUGGGCCGUGUAUGAUGAAACCCAACUUCUUUUAAAGUGUAGCAGAUUUCAUUUUUAUGGCCAAAUGACAGCUUGACCCAGUUGUUAUCCAAUCAAAGGGCAUUUUUUUGAAUGUCUCUUUGUGGCACAACAGCCAACGCAAAAAUGAUGGCGGCUUACAAUGGCGGUACGUCUGCGGCAGCAGCAGGUCACCACCACCACCAUCACCACCACCUUCCUCACCUCCCUCCUCCUCACCUCCAUCACCACCACCACCCUCAACAUCACUUGCAUCCAGGCUCUGCAGCCGCGGUACAUCCCGUACAGCAGCAUGCCUCUUCGGCAGCUGCGGCCGCGGCAGCUGCGGCCGCGGCCGCGGCAAUGUUAAACCCAGGGCAGCAGCAGCCAUAUUUCCCAUCACCGGCACCGGGUCAGGCCCCUGGACCAGCUGCAGCAGCCCCAGCUCAGGUACAAGCUGCAGCAGCUGCUGCAGUUAAAGCGCACCAUCAUCAGCACUCACAACAUCCACAACAGCAACUGGAUAUUGAGCCGGACAGACCUAUUGGAUAUGGAGCCUUUGGUGUUGUCUGGUCAGUAACAGAUCCACGAGAUGGAAAGAGAGUUGCACUCAAAAAGAUGCCCAACGUCUUCCAAAAUUUGGUCUCUUGUAAAAGAGUCUUCCGGGAGUUGAAGAUGUUGUGUUUUUUUAAGCAUGACAAUGUACUCUCUGCCCUCGACAUACUCCAGCCUCCACACAUUGACUAUUUUGAAGAAAUAUAUGUUGUCACUGAAUUGAUGCAGAGUGACCUCCAUAAGAUUAUCGUCUCUCCUCAGCCACUCAGCUCGGAUCAUGUCAAAGUUUUUCUUUACCAGAUUUUAAGAGGUCUGAAAUAUCUACAUUCUGCUGGCAUUUUACAUCGAGACAUUAAACCAGGGAACCUACUUGUGAACAGCAACUGUGUUCUUAAGAUUUGUGAUUUUGGAUUGGCCAGGGUGGAAGAAUUAGAUGAAUCUCGUCACAUGACUCAGGAAGUUGUCACUCAGUAUUAUCGAGCUCCAGAAAUCCUGAUGGGCAGCCGUCACUACAGCAAUGCUAUUGACAUCUGGUCUGUAGGCUGUAUCUUUGCAGAAUUACUUGGGCGAAGAAUAUUGUUUCAGGCACAGAGUCCCAUACAGCAGCUGGAUUUGAUCACAGACCUGUUGGGAACACCGUCGCUGGAAGCAAUGAGGACGGCUUGUGAAGGCGCCAAGGCACACAUACUCAGGGGUCCUCAUAAACAGCCAUCCCUUCCUGUCCUAUAUACACUUUCCAGUCAAGCUACACAUGAAGCAGUUCAUCUCCUUUGCAGAAUGUUGGUCUUUGAUCCAUCCAAAAGAAUAUCCGCUAAGGAUGCCUUAGCUCACCCAUAUCUCGAUGAAGGGCGGUUGCGAUACCACACUUGUAUGUGUAAAUGUUGUUUUUCCACAUCUACUGGCAGAGUUUAUACUAGUGAUUUUGAACCCAUCACGAAUCCCAAAUUUGAUGACACUUUUGAAAAGAACCUCAGUUCUGUUCGGCAGGUUAAAGAAAUAAUUCAUCAGUUCAUUUUGGAACAGCAGAAAGGAAACAGAGUGCCUCUCUGCAUCAACCCUCAGUCUGCUGCUUUUAAGAGCUUUAUUAGGUAACUUUCCACGGUUGCUCAACCAUCUGAGAUGCCGCCAUCUCCACUGGUUUGGGAAUAAAGUGGAAGAUAAUAUACUACUGAAGAUGUAAUGUAGCUUUCCACUGGAGUCUGGGAUUUGCAAUUCUGGAGGUUAAUCAUGCUUGUACUGUAAUUUUACUAAUGAAGUUUUAAAUUAACAACCACUACUUGUACAAUAUGAAUAAUAUUUAGAAAUGUACUAGACUUUUAAUCUUGUAAAGUGGUUGUGCUUUUAGAAGAAAAUAUUUUACCCAGAGUUGCACGUGUUUUAUGAAUUCUAGUGCAGCUGUGAUGGCUCAGCUCAGAACAAACAGAAUUGAACCAAAUUUGGGGAGGUUUUUCCUUUUUUCUUUUUUCCUUUUUUUUUUUUUUUAUUGAAGUGAGAUUGUACAAAAAGAUAGACAUACAUUUUGAUAUUGAGCCAUUCCUGAAGAUUUUGGGUUUUCUAAAACUAAGGAAUACAGAAAACUUGACUGCGACCAAUCAUGAGGUCACAUCAGAUGACAGUGACCACAGUAAGUGGGCAUGUCACCUGAUGAUCAAACCCUAUAAAUAGCUUCUCACUAGAGCUGUGAUGGUGAUGUGUGCUGUUCUAAAAUCAAAUGUUGUGAGUAGAGAGAAUGAGUUUGUGACUAGGAGAGACUAAACUUCUGUUUCCUUACCCAGUAUAAAUAUAUAUAUAUAUUUAAUCUAUUUUUAUUAGAAGUUUUUCUGCUCUUUCUUACAUAAAACCCCCCAGCAUGCAUCUUCUAUGUGUGUAAAUAAUUCCAUUUAUGGGCUAAUUUCAGAGAUCCCUGACAUCAUUGCUGUAUAGAGAGAAACUAGCUUGCACAUUUUAGGUCUGUGAAAUUUUGUGAGAACUUUUUCCUGCACUGGACAGUUGAAAGGAAAAAAAAAAAAAAAGAAAAGGAAAAAAAAAGCACAUAGGGAAUUACGUUAAUUGUGUUCGUGUCUUUAGGCGAAGCUGUGGAAGUCUUGAAAUGUCACAGUAGUAAAUAACUUUUAUUACUUUUUGGCUAAUUCUUUUUCUGUUGGAACACUGAAUUCUGUGCAUAUGUAUAUAUGAACACAAAUUGAAGGCCUCUACCUCCUGGAGUAUACAACUUGGUUUGUUUACCUCCACAUGAUUUUUUUUUUUUUUUAAGUUCAGUGUGGAGACUUGAAACUUGAAUGUCCCUUCCAACUUUUAUAUUUAAAACAAGACUAGAAAAUUGAAGACUGUUUUUCACCUGUACAAAGAAAUACUGAAGGGUGGUCUUAAAAUUUGAGCAUUGGUCUGGAGAAAAACCGUGGUGUUUGUUAUGGACAAUUAACUGUUAAAGUUAUUGUAAGUUAUCUGUAUUUAGCAGAGUAUUUUCAACAAGAGUGAUCUGAGCUGAAAUUGGAGACUAUUAGUAAGUUAUGUUUGGAAGUUUUAACUUCAAUGAAGUAAUUAUUUGCUGUGAAAGAGACAAACAUUGAAUAACUGAACAAAGAUGGUGCAAUAUCUUUGUUUUUUAUGAGGCUCCUGAGAAUAAAACCAACUGAAGCAUUUCAAUUCACUUGAAAGAGAAACGUGUUUAAGUAAAAGAGCCCAAGAAGACACUGGUAUGAAAGGUAAAAUCUCAGAGGUUGGUCAGUUAAUGUGGCACACUUGCUGGUCACUUUGUAAAAUGUAGAUUUGAAGUACAGUGGUGAAAACAUUAAAUGUGACAUUUGACAAAGAAGUGGUGUUAUCUUUCUUUCCUGUCUGAUCUCCCACCUUUAUUUAAGAAUAAGGUGUUACAAUCUUGAUUAAAUACUGUCUAAAAGAAUACAAGUAAAAAGAGUUUAUAACAUCUUGGUUUGGGCAUGGUUUUGAUUUUUACACCCGCAUGCGUACAUACACACACAUAUACGUAUAUAUAUGCAUAUGUAUGCACAUAUAUAUGAAUUCUUAAAAGAAAAUAUUCAUUUACUCUUUAAGCUUGAUCCUGGAGAAAGGCAAAACUUGCUGAUUAAAUCAAAACAAGCGAUUGACUUGCACUUUAUUGGGAGCUUGACAGACAUCCAGUAAAGGAUGAAUUUUACUUAAUUUGCAAAGUUCGUGUUGUUUUUUUCAGCAUAAAUGCUUUCAUUUUUUCUGUAGUCCUAACGCAAAGAAUCCAGCGUGCAGUAGUGUUGCAGAAUAUGACUGAAAGCAUUCAUGGUUUAUGAGUACAACCUUUUUAAAGAUCAAAUUGAACUGUGUAGUUCAAACCUCCGGACCUCAGAAGAAAUAAACUGAUAAACUCUCUCAGCAUGUGCUCCCUUCCCAGGGCCGGCACAGACGCUGUUUGUGACUCAACUAUAUGCCUCUUCUUCAGAACUCUUCUUAAAAGUCUCCAUGCUGUUAUGAGCUAAAGUUUAACGUGUUUAGACCGGUGGUGUCAUUAUUGCCUCGUGGUUGUCUGUUGCUGAAGUAGUUGCCAUUAAUUCACUGCCAUUUUUACUUAGCCUGCUCAUUAGAUUCUCCUUCAGCGCAAGACGAUGGCACGAACAGGCGGUUGGCUUGUUGGGGCUUCUCAUUUUGACACCCAGUUUCAUCAGGCCAUGAGCACGCAGCGAUGCGACUGGCAAAGACCACUGUGUGCAUCAGUGUCUUUUUGGGAGCUGAUUGCUAGGGGUCCGUGGGUCAAUCUCGUGCAUAAACAUAAAAAGAAUAAAAUGUCUUUUGGACAUUUACCUUUCAGGGUGUCUUCAAACGAACGUGGGCAAGGCACCGUGCAGAAUGAGUUAUUAAAAUUGGCACAAAUGUGUAACUGAAACUGUAUGUGCAAAUAUAUAAAAAACCAGUUAUGGUAAUGUUUUCUGUAGCCUCAACUGCAUUUUACAUGUUAAAUGUAAAUCAAUGACAAUGACAGUGAGAGCUCGAGAGCUGUCUUUGACAAAGAUAGUUCCGUUUCUGAAGUGAACGCAUGCGUGUAUACACUUAGAGCUAUCUAGACGUGAGGUCAAGAGAGCUGCUUUCUUUCCCAGUGAGGUUAAAAUCUGGCUUGCAGUUUCCAGAGUUGCAUUUUAAUCAGUUUUAAGCUUUGUUGAUAUCAAUGUCAAAUUAAUUACAGAUUGUAAUCAUAAGUUUUAAGCUCUCUAAAUAUAGCUUCUGCAUCUCCUUUUACUGAUUGUGCCUUGAGAGGAGUACAGAAGUAGUGCAAAGAGUAACUUCAGAAUUACUCACAAAUUGCUGAAGGACCAUCCAGAUAUUAGAAGGCCUAAUCUCUGUGUGCGCACAUCAUGGAGGUGACGCAAGGGAGCUAAACAAGAUCAGCUACGGAAAAGUAAGUUGCCAAAAUCCAUUUCCUGAUGUAUGGUGAGAUAUCGUUGAUCAAAAUCAAUUAAUCUACGGAAGUUACAAAGUGCUUUUCUCCUUCAGCCAAUUUAUUGGUGGCGGAUUUGGGACUUUACUCUUUGAGGUGCCGGGAGUGUGACUGCUCGCCUGAUGGAACGGAUGCUUUUCAUAUUUACUGGGUAGCAGUUUUUCUACUCUUUUUUACCCUUUAUUUGUUUUAGUAACAGAGUAUCUUGAGAUCCUGGAACUGUUUGUUCUUUGUAACUUUUUAAAAUUCUUCUGUCAAGUGUAACUUGAUAGGAAAUUCUGUUGGCUGUACUUCUGUAAUCCUGCUCAGGUACGGUUACUGUGAAACUGUUUGUGACAUUGAUAAAGGGGAGACUGGAAUCCGAGCAGAUAACUGAUAUAUAAUCUGCGUGUACACCUUGGACAGCUUCUGUGCUCAAUAAAGGAUGGAAUCGG